AUGAAAGUAUUCGAAAAUGAGGUAGAUUAUAACUAUCCACCCUCUCAAACCCUGUCGGCACUUCAUCGUAAAUACCCUAAUCCAUUCGCUACCCAUGUCUACUCAGUAGACACGAUAAAUAGAAGUGUAGAUCCCGAAACGGGUAUUUUGAGAUCAGAGAGAUUGAUAGGCGUUCAGCAAGGUGCACCGAAAUGGAUAACCAAGCUGUUUCACCUUCCACCGACGGCAUACGUAAGAGAAGUAGUCUUCGUCGAUAUCUCAAACGAAUCGGCGACCAUGAUGUCCGUCAAUUUGAGUUUAGCUCAAUACGUAUCAUGUCUCGAAUUAAUCAAUUACACGCCUUCACCCAUCAACCCAUCGAUUACUCAUUUCCAUCAAAGGGCAUUAUUGAUAUCUGCCUUCCCAACAAGGAUGAUAGCUAGAAGAUUGGAAAAAGCAAGUUUUGAUAGAUUCAAAUCGAAUGCUGGUAUCGGUAAAAAAGGGUUCGAAUGGGUAUUACAAGGUGGUGAUCAAAUGAAAUUACCAAAGCCUGUCAUAGAAUAA
This is a messenger RNA of Kwoniella shivajii, 543 nucleotides long. RefSeq lists its product as uncharacterized. Gene Ontology annotation, cellular component: mitochondrial intermembrane space. Gene Ontology annotation, biological process: phospholipid transport. The transcript has 4 exons. The record is from RefSeq and is a predicted model, not a curated record. Bases 1 to 543 code for a protein of 180 amino acids. Lineage: Eukaryota; Fungi; Basidiomycota; Tremellomycetes; Tremellales; Cryptococcaceae. Gene Ontology annotation, molecular function: phosphatidic acid transfer activity.